Molecule: messenger RNA, 3544 nt
Organism: Trichoderma asperellum CBS 433.97
Lineage: Eukaryota; Fungi; Ascomycota; Sordariomycetes; Hypocreales; Hypocreaceae
Source: RefSeq, a predicted model, not a curated record
AAACUCGUUCCUAAUUUUUCUCCCCCUUGCUCCCAAAGUUCACCUCUUUUGCUGCACCAGUCGUAACUCCUCGGCAUUACACUCCAUCAAGGCUCGUUUGCAGAGAGGCCUGGAUAAGCACAUGACGGAUGAUGGAGACUCCCGAUAGCAAAAAGAGAACUCGAAGCGACGAUGAUGAACUCUCGAUCCGCUCGAAACGACAUCAAUCGAAUAAUGGCGACCGGCAAAGCCUUGCCCACUGUGACUACACCGUUGGCUGGGUUUGCGCUCUCCCCAUCGAGAUGGCUGCGGCAAAAGCUAUCCUAGACAGCAUUCACGCCCCCCUGCCCCGCAAGGAAGGCGAUAUCAAUACCUACGCCUUCGGUCGCAUUGCUGGGCAUAAUGUUGUUAUCGCAUGCCUUCCAGCGAACCAAUACGGCACGAACAACGCCGCUACAGUGGCCAGCAAUAUGAGUCGAAGCUUCUCCUCCAUCACCAUUCGAUUGAUGGUUGGAAUUGGUGGCGGAGUGCCCGAUGGCGGGAUCGACAUACGAUUAGGAGAUGUUGUAGUCGGGAAUGAAGUGAUGCAGUACGACUUAGGCAAGGUCUUGCCUGACGGCCAGUUUCAGCGAACAGGCCGCAUUACCACACCCCCUCACACGAUCUUGACGGCUGUGUCCAAGCUACAGGCAGAUUAUGAAAAUGCGCCCAGCAGGAUUCCCAGCAUCCUCCACGACAUGCUCGACCGAAACGAACAAAUGGCCUCAUACGCCCGACCUAGGCUGCCAGAUCGACUGUUUCGUCACACAUACAAGCAUACGCAAGAGAUGGACAGCUGCGAGCGCUGUGACCUAUCAGAGGUCCUAGAACGACCUCAUCGGGAGACCGCGAAACCCAGAAUCCACUAUGGCAAAAUUGCAUCUGGCAACCAGGUCGUCAAGGAUGGUGAAAGCCGUGCUAAGAUGGCGGAGGCACUUGGCAUCAUCUGCUUUGAGAUGGAGGCUGCAGGGCUGCAUGAUUUUCCUUGCCUUGCCAUUCGCGGCAUUUGCGACUACUCAGAUUCUCACAAGAACAAGGCCUGGCAGAAGUAUUCCGCUGCUGUCGCUGCUGCAUACGCCAAGGAACUCCUGUCCGUCAUACCUACACAGCAACCGAAGGAUACUGAAGCGACAUAUGCUACAACAGACCCAGCAUUGCUCCAGAGUCGAAUGGAGGCAGUGUUGGGCUCAUUAACGUUUGAGCAAAUCGACGCGCGCCAUGCGACAAUCAAGACUCAACAUUCCAAAACUUGCCAAUGGUUUCUUGGCCACCCAAAGUACGUCGAGUGGCUAGAACCAAUCCAUUUUGCCAGUCAUCAUGGAUUUCUGUGGAUCAAUGGAAAGCCCGGCGCUGGGAAGUCAACAUUGAUGAAGUUUGCCUAUACCUACGCGAAGAACAGGUGGAAAGCAGCAUCCGACGCAACCGUCAUCUCUUUUUUCUUCAACGCCCGAGGCGUUCAUCUGGAAAAGUCAACAGAGGGCAUGUAUCGGUCCUUGCUUUUUCAAGUCAUUCAGAAAUUUGCGGACGUCCUACACGAUUCAGACCACAUCUUCCAAGCCAGGCACAACCAAGCUACCUGGGAUAUCGAAACGCUACAGGCUGUUUUCACCCAUGCGGUUACCAAACUUGGCCAGCGACAGGUCACUUGCUUCAUCGAUGCCCUUGAUGAAUGUGAUAUAUCCGAGGUUGAGAAUAUGGUCGAAUAUUUCGAAGAACUUGGAGAUCAAGCUGCCGAAAGCCAAACGAAAAUUUACAUUUGUUUUUCCAGUCGCCACUAUCCGCAUAUCGAGAUACGCAACGGAUUGAAGCUCACUCUAGAGGAUCAGCCAGGCCAUGGCGAAGACCUUGAGAAAUAUGUCCGAAGCAAACUACGAGCCGGCAACAGCAAAGCGUCCCAGGAGGUCUCUGCCGAAAUCCUAGAGAGAGCAUCAGGAGUUUUCCUGUGGGUAGUACUCGUCGUUGACAUACUUAACAGAGAGUUCCGCGAUGGUCGCAUAUGGGCAGUAAAGCGGCGACUGAGGGAGCUACCCGAUGGACUUAGUAACCUUUUCAAGGAUAUACUUUGCCGGGACAACCAGAAUAUGGACGACCUGUUACUUUGCAUCCAGUGGAUCUUAUAUGCAGCAAGACCCUUGACAUGUGAGGAGUACUACUUUGCCCUCGUAUCAGGUCUUGACCCAAGCCCUGAGAACUUGGUUAGGUGCGAUCGAGAAUCCACUACCACUACAGCCAUGGAGCUGUAUCUUCUUAGCUCGUCGAAAGGCCUUGCCGAACUUGUCAAGUCGAAGAAGCGAACUGUGCAGUUCAUUCAUGAAUCGGUACGCGAUUUUCUCAUCAAGGACAACGGGAUUCGUCAGCUAUGGCCCAAUCACGCAGCGAACUUUGAAAGCUACAGCCACGAUCGAUUGAAACAAUGUUGUGAUAAUUAUUGCAACAUUGACAUUUCCGAAAUCGUACCCCAGGGCGAGCCUCUGCCUACCGCAUCGUCAAAGCUGGCAAAAGAGUUACGUACUCGGGUCUCAGAGGAGUUCCCAUUUCUUGACUACGCGACACGACAUGUUCUUCAUCAUGCCAAUUCCGCCGAGGACGAUAUUCCUCAGAUUACAUUCUUGAACAACUUCGCAUUGAAGCGCUGGGUUCAUUUGUCCAACUUGUUUCAACAGUAUGAAGUUCGUCGUUACACACCCGAGGCUUCUUUAGUUUACAUACUUGCUGAGCACAACCUACCGUCUCUUGUCCGAUCUGCAGUUGACAACGGAUUUUAUGCUCAUCCGAAAGGAGAGAGAUUCAAAUACCCUCUUUUGGUUGCUUUGAAAAAUGGCCAUGAGGAGGUACUCAAGGCACUUCAGCCUCAUUGCGAUGCCUCGGACAAGAUUUUUGAUCAAAACGAUUACGAAAAAGUGUUCUCGGUUCCAAGAACUACGACCGUGCUCCAUUACGCUGCGGAGCACGGCAAUCUAUUACUCUUAACACACUUACUCGGGUUCAUGACACCAAAAAUUAACGCACGAGAUAGAAAGUUUGGCCAUAUUCCUUUGAGUUAUGCAGCGGUCAAUGGUCAUGAAGCUUGUUUACGAGCGCUGCUCUCCUGCGGUGCCUACAUCGAGGCGCCGGACUAUGAUAGCCGGACGCCGCUGAUGUAUGCUGUAAUAAACAGGAAUGAGGCUGUUGUGCGGCUGCUACUUGACUGGGGCGCGCAGAUUGAGGCGGCUGAUGAAGAGGGUCGGACGCCGCUGUCGUAUGCCGCUGAGAAGGGGAGUAAGGAUAUUAUACAGCUGCUGCUGGACCGGGGCUCGCAGAUUGAGGCGGCUGAUAAAGAGGGGUCGGACGCCGCUGUCGUAUGCCGCUGAGAAGGGGAGUAAGGAUAUUAUACAGCUGCUGCUGGACCGGGGCGCGCAGACUGAGGCGGCUGAUGAAGAAGGCCGGACGCCGCUGUUGUAUGCCGCUAAAAACGGGAAUGAGGCUGUUAUGCGGCUGCUACUUGACUGGGGCGCACAGACUGAGGCGGCUGAUAAAGAUGGCUGGA